Pieris macdunnoughi is the source of this 1629-nucleotide messenger RNA. Lineage: Eukaryota; Metazoa; Arthropoda; Insecta; Lepidoptera; Pieridae. The record is from the annotation of a GenBank genome assembly.
AUGGAUAGUGCAUACGAUCAAGCGCUGUACGAAAUCGGAGAUGAGGGGAAAUUUCAAAAGAGUUUCGACAUAAAGUACAAUGUUUUUUUAAUAUUUUUUUGGAGUAUGGUUUAUAUGAAUAUUAUUAUGUCUUUAGCGAUAACUCCAUAUACAUGUAAAUAUCCCGAGAAACCACAAAACUACAGCGAUUAUGAUUGGAAAUUGAAACAUAUACCACACCAGACGAAUUUAAAGGGUGAAAUUACAUUUGAGAGUUGUAUAAUUUACACUGACCCAGAUUUAAGUAAUAAAACAACAGAAUGUGAUUCUUAUAUAUACGAUACGACUUGGUACGGGACAACUAUACCAUCUGAAAAGAACUGGGUGUGUAAUCAAGAAAUAAAUAUAGCUAAUAUUUUCGCAUACAGUAAAAUUGGCGAAGCGUUUGGAUCGAUAUUCUUCGGGUGGUUCGGUGAUGUUUACGGACGUCGAGCUACUUACGUACUAUCACUUUCAUUGAUAGUUGUGGGCCGACUGGUAUCUUUGAUGGCUGGCUCGUCAUUUAUAAUAUUCGUAGUUGGAUGUAUUAUAGCUACUUUACCCUCGUGGUCUGUGCCUCAGACUCUUUCCGUUAUUUCCAUGGAAAUGUCAUCAUCUGGUCGAAGGUCUUUUACUACCUCGCUAAGAUACACAUCGUUUAGUGUUGGAUUGGCAGUUAUGCCUUUUCUUUAUUGGUGGCUUCGAGAUUGGAAAACAUUCGUGAUCGUCACCACUGCUCCUUUGUUGCCAUUUAUUAUGUUUUCCUGGAAUAUACCAGAAUCAGCACGAUGGCUGUAUGUAGAAGGGAAGUCAAAGCAAUGCGUCAAACUUUUAAAUAAAAUAGCCCAAGUAAAUAAUUCAAAACUAAAGCCUGACACCGAAAAGGAGCUUUUAUCGGUUAGGAAACAGAAGUCCUCUAGUAGUUUUGGAUCUUUGGCCUUAUUUACUGGAGCAAGAUUAGCAUUUAAUACAAUUUUAAUUCUUUUAUUAUGGGUUUUUGUAUCAAUAUGUUAUUCAGUACUAAUUUUGAGCACGGGUGAAAAAUCAGAUUCCAAUCCGUUCAUACAAUUCUCCAUUCAAGCUCUGGCCGAGAUCCCCUCCAAUUUUAUAGGAGCUUGGUUGUGUAACAAUAUUGGGAGACGACGUUCUGCUUCUGCUUCGUUCUUUGUCAUCGGAACUAUAUGGAUAAUUGUUGCUCUGAGAGAAAUGACAAGCGUUGAAUGGCUUCGCGCGUGGUGGAUUAGUACUGCACUAAUUACAAUUGGAAGGCUAACUAUAGCCGUUUCCUUUUUCGCAAUCAACUUACUGAAUUUGGAAAUAUAUCCUACCUGCCUCAGACAAUCAGGACUCGCCUUGGGAAAUGUUGUAUCGGGCAUGGCUUCAGCUCUAGCGCCUUAUAUUUUGUAUUUAGGACGCCGGGUCGAUCCACGUUUACCUGGCUUAAUUCUUGGGACUUCUUGUUUGCUAAGCGUUUUUAUUUCAAUGUUUUUACCGGAAACAUUAAACGCCAAGCUGCCGGAGACAAUAGAAGAUGCUAAAGUGUUUGGAAGUAAAAGAACUCAUUUUUCAAAAGUUUCUUGUGAAAUACAACGUACUGAAGAUUUUAGUUAA